CUCGGGGCCCCUGGGACGUGCUCUGGCCGCCUCGGCUCCUGCCCUCGGGCCCGUGGCCGCUGUCCAGGAGCCCCGCUCUCCCCUGCAGGGUUAAUUACUUCAAUUUUAAAGAACUUUAAUAUUCCUGGGGACUUUUCUCAAAGGAUCAUUUUUASUUCUACUCAAGAGAAAGCUCUGAAUCUAUCAAGUAGUUCUUAAAGUCCUUUGUGUGGGUUACGUAUAUAGAUGUUUUCAUGAAGAGGAGUGAAAAGCCAGAAGGAUAUAGACAAAUGAGGCCUAAGACCUUUCCUGCCAGUAAUUACACUGGCAGCAGCAGACAAAUGUUGCAAGAAAUUCGGGAAUCCCUUAGGAAUUUAUCCAAACCAUCCGAUGCUGCUAAGGCUGARCAUAACWUGAAUAAAGUGUCAACUGAAGAUCCUCSACAAGUGAGAAAUACACCCAAAUUUGGGACAUAUCAUAAAGCCUUGCAAGAAAUUCGAAACUCUCUACUACCAUUUGCAAAUGAAACAAGUUCUUCCUCUCGGAGUACUUCAGAAAUUAAUCCACAAAUGUUUCAAGAUUUKCAGGCUGCUGGAUUUGAUGAGGAUAUGGUUAUACAAGCUCUUCAGAAAACUAAUAACAGAAGUAUAGAAGCAGCGAUUGAAUUCAUUAGUAAAAUGAGUUACCAAGAUCCUCGGCGGGAGCAGAUGGCUGCAGCAGCUGCUAGACCUAUUAAUGCCAGCAUGAAACCAGGGAGUGUGCAACAAUCAAUUAACCGUAAACAAAGCUGGAAAGGCUCUAAAGAAUCUUUAGUUCCUCAGAGACAUGGCCCACCUCUGGGAGAAAGUGUGGUCUACCGUUCUGAAAGUCCCAACUCACAGACAGAUGUAGGAAGACCUUUAUCUGGAUCUGGUAUCACAGCAUUUGCUCAAGCUCACCSUAGCAAUGGACAGAGAGUGAACCCCCCACCACCACCUCAAAUAAGGAGUGUUACUCCUCCACCACCUCCAAGAGGCCAGACUCCCCCUCCACGAGGUACAACUCCACCUCCCCCAUCUUGGGAACCAAACUCAAAGAGGUAUUCUGGGAACAUGGAAUAUGUAAUCUCCCGAAUCUCUCCUGUUCCACCUGGGGCAUGGCAGGAGGGCUAUCCACCACCACCUCUUAACACUUCCCCCAUGAAUCCUCCUAACCAGGGACAGAGAGGCAUUGGUUCUGUUCCUGUGGGCAGACAACCRAUCAUCAUGCAGAGUUCUAACAAAUUUAACUUUCCACCAGGGAGACCUGGAAUUCAGAAUGGUGGUGGUCAGACUGACUUUAUGAUGCACCAAAAUGUUGUCCCUGCUGGCACUGUGAAUCGGCAGCCACCCCCACCCUAUCCUCUGACCCCAGCUAAUGGACAAAGCCCUUCUGCUUUACAAACAGGGGGGUCUGCUGCUCCUUCGUCAUACCCAAACGGAAAUAUUCCUCAGUCUAUGAUAGUGCCAAACAGAAACAGUCAUAACCUGGAACUUUAUAACAUUAAUAUACCUGGACUGCAGACAACUUGGCCUCAGUCAUCUUCUGCUCCUGCCCAGUCAUCCCCAAGCAGCGGGCAUGAGAUUCCUACAUGGCAGCCUAACAUACCAGUGAGGUCAAAUUCGUUUAAUAACCCCUUAGGAAAUAGAACAAGUCACUCUGCUAAUUCUCAGCCUUCAGCUACAACAGUCACUGCGAUCACACCAGCUCCCAUUCAACAGCCUGUGAAAAGUAUGCGUGUAUUAAAACCAGAGCUACAGACUGYGUUAGCACCUACCCACCCUUCUUGGAUACCACAACCAAUUCAGACUGUUCAACCCAGCCCUUUUUCUGAGGGUACUACUUCCAAUAUGGCUGUUAUGCCACCUGUUGCUGAAGCUCCAAACUAUCAAGGUCCACCACCACCUUAUCCAAAACAUCUGCUACACCAAAACCCAUCUGUUCCUCCAUAUGAACCUGUAAAUAAAUCUAGUAAAGAGGAUCAGCCUAGCUUAUCCAAUGAAGAUGAGGGUGAGAAAAGUUUUGAAAAUGUUGAUAGUGGGGAUAAAGAAAAGAAGCAGAUUACAACUUCACCUAUCACUGUUAGGAAAAACAAGAAAGAUGAAGAGCGAAGAGAAUCUCGUAUUCAGAGUUAUUCUCCUCAGGCAUUUAAAUUCUUUAUGGAGCAGCAUGUAGAAAAUGUCCUCAAAUCUCAUCAGCAACGUCUGCAUCGUAAAAAACAAUUAGAGAACGAAAUGAUGCGGGUUGGAUUAUCUCAAGAUGCCCAGGAUCAAAUGAGAAAGAUGCUUUGCCAAAAAGAGUCUAACUACAUUCGUCUUAAAAGGGCUAAAAUGGACAAGUCUAUGUUUGUGAAGAUAAAGACCCUAGGAAUAGGAGCAUUUGGUGAAGUGUGUCUAGCAAGAAAAGUAGAUACUAARGCUUUGUAUGCAACAAAAACUCUUCGAAAGAAAGAUGUUCUGCUUCGAAAUCAAGUCGCACAUGUUAAAGCUGAGAGAGAUAUACUGGCUGAAGCUGACAAUGAAUGGGUAGUUCGAUUAUAUUAUUCAUUCCAAGAUAAGGACAAUUUAUACUUUGUGAUGGAUUACAUUCCCRGGGGUGAUAUGAUGAGCCUCUUAAUUAGAAUGGGCAUCUUUCCAGAAAAUCUGGYACGGUUCUACAUAGCAGAACUUACUUGUGCAGUCGAAAGUGUUCAUAAAAUGGGUUUUAUUCAUAGGGAUAUUAAGCCUGAUAACAUUUUGAUUGAUCGUGAUGGUCAUAUUAAAUUGACUGACUUCGGCCUUUGCACUGGCUUCAGAUGGACACAUGAUUCCAAGUACUAUCAAAGUGGGCCCAUGUUAUUUCUACCACACCACACUGCCUCACCAAGAUUCCUUCAAGCGCUAAUGGAAGUGAGACCAUCCUCGGCAAGAUAGCAUGGACUUCAGUAAUGAAUGGGGUGAUCCCUCAAAUUGUCGAUGUGGAGAUAGAUUAAAGCCAUUAGAGCGGAGAGCUGCACGCCAGCACCAGCGAUGU
Molecule: messenger RNA, 3009 nt
Organism: Urocitellus parryii (Arctic ground squirrel)
Lineage: Eukaryota; Metazoa; Chordata; Mammalia; Rodentia; Sciuridae
Source: RefSeq, a predicted model, not a curated record